CCUCUCGCCAUGCUUCCUGCCCAGGAGGCAGCCAAAAUCUACCACACCAACUAUGUGCGUAACGCCCGAGCCAUGGGGGUUCUUUGGAUCGUUUUCACCGUCACCUUCGCCGUCAUCACCGUGGUGGUGUUCAUCCAGCCCUACUGGAUCGGCGACAGCGUCAACACGCCGCAGGCCGGAUACUUCGGCCUCUUCCACUACUGCAUCGGGAACGCGCUCACCUCAGAGCUCACCUGCAAAGGGAGCGCGCUGGACUUUGGCUCCAUCCCGUCGGGCGCCUUCAAGACGGCCAUGUUCUUCGUGGGGAUUUCCAUGCUGCUGGUGGUGGGCAGCAUCGUCUGCCUCAGCCUCUUCUUCUUCUGCAACGCAGGGAGCGUCUAUAAGAUCUGUGCCUGGAUGCAGCUGGCUUCCUGUACAUGCAUGAUGAUCGGCUGCAUGAUCUAUCCUGACGGCUGGGACUCGGAGGAGGUGAAGCGCAUGUGUGGCCAGCGGACUGACAAAUACACUCUGGGCAACUGCACAGUGCGCUGGGCCUACAUCCUGGCCAUCAUCAGUAUCAUGGACUCCCUCAUACUCUCCUUCCUGGCCUUCAGCCUGGGCAGCAGACAGGACAAGCUGCUGCCUGAAGAUUUCCAGGUGGAGGAAAAAGGUGACCAGGGGGAAGGGAGGGUGGAGAACUACUGA
This is a messenger RNA of Archocentrus centrarchus (flier cichlid), 684 nucleotides long. RefSeq names its product LHFPL tetraspan subfamily member 5a (gene lhfpl5a). The record is from RefSeq and is a predicted model, not a curated record. Bases 10 to 684 code for a protein of 224 amino acids. Gene Ontology annotation, biological process: sensory perception of sound; detection of mechanical stimulus involved in sensory perception. The transcript is spliced from 2 exons. Gene Ontology annotation, cellular component: plasma membrane. Lineage: Eukaryota; Metazoa; Chordata; Actinopteri; Cichliformes; Cichlidae.